This is a messenger RNA of Candidula unifasciata, 1089 nucleotides long. NCBI's taxonomy places the organism in Eukaryota, Metazoa, Mollusca, Gastropoda, Stylommatophora, Geomitridae. The record is from the annotation of a GenBank genome assembly.
AUGGCUUUACCGCACUGUAAUGUCACAUACACCAGCUGCGGCUACAGGAACGGCAAUUGCAGUGAGCACGCUGUUUGUAACGACACGAGCAUCUUUCUUUCUUUUUCUUUUCAGGUUUCUAAGCUUGCUGUGGAGUGCACAUGUCGCCAAGGUUUCCAUGGUAAUGGCACAUGGUGUCAAGAAAAUUUUGACCCCUGUGCUUCGAAGAAUGGUGGCUGUGACCUUCAGAGAGCAACGUGCACCUAUAUUGUACCUAAGGUCACAGAUAUGAUCCAAGAGAGUGCCGGCUGUCAGUGCAAACAAGGUUAUGCCGGAGAUGGGAGAGUCUGUUCUACUGACCUCAUUGAUGCCAUGGCCAGGAUCUGGGAACUGAGAUAUCUUUACUCGUGGCUUCAGGCAAAUGAUAUGUUGAACACCACUAACGCAACACAACUAAUGGGUGAUGGUAAGGCAAGAAGCACAGCUUUCCUUCCAGUCAGCACCGAGUGGCAAAGCCUAGACUUGUCUCAACUGGUGGUUGAUGGUGUUGUGUUCAGACUGCCCAGUUACCAAGAUACCAAAGAUGAUGCCAGCCAAGAUGAUAAAGGGAAUGCUACCGACAGCAACAUCUUGGGUCAUCUAGUGUCUCUGAGCGGACAGUUGAUCAAAAUCACACAGAAUGACAGGAAAGAGUUCUUUGCCAACGACGUGAAAAUAGUCCAAGGAAAUAUAGAAUCCUUCAAUGGCGUGCUCCAUCUGACAGAGUCACCUAUAGCAAAAUAUUUGUGCAUCGUUGUCUCCACUCCAUACUGCAAUCAUAGGGUCAAAGUUCCCUCUGAAUACACCGAUCAGAGGAUCAAUUCAACUGUAGUAAUCGUGUGUGUGGUUGUAGCAGUCGUUGUUGUGGUUAUCGCCUUGGUUGGUGCCGGUGUCUACAUUAAGAAGCACCAUGAGGGUAUCCUAAAGAUCUUCCAGCGCUCUGAUUCGAAUUCAGAAAGCAACAUCUCAUUUGCUCGACUUAGUGCCAAUGAAGAAGAAGAUGACGCCUUCAAGGCUCCCGAAAACGCCAGAUAUGACAACCCAAUAUUUAAUGACCCGGAUGUUAUGUAG